AUACGACGUCUAUCCAACUCGCCCUCGUUUGCUGAUCCAACAAAUACUCUUUCGGCAGGAGAGCAUGAAUCGCUAAUUGCCAUCAAUAAAGCCCUCAGAGGGUUUGCCCCGUACUCAUUCGGCUACGGCCGCAUGGCAGGAGACGAGGACGAAUUCUUCAUCAUAACCGAACUCUUGAAUGUGGUGUUGGACGGUCCACUUGCUACACUCGGCCAAAGACUUAGUAGAAUGCACUCCCAGCCGGCUCCAAUCCACCCAGUCUUCGAGAAACCUGCGUAUGGGUUUCCCGUAACCACCUUCUGUGGCGAGAUACCACAGGAUAAUACAUGGAAAGCCUCAUGGCCCCAAUUUUACGUGGAGAAUCGCCUCCGCCCGAUUUGCCGUCGUAUUCAAAGGCCAAGGAAGCACGAUUCCGAGCUUGAACAACAACUCGAAAGGGUGAUCAAGGACGUGGAGCCAGAAUUAUGUGGAAGAAUGCACCCUAAAAGUCUUGCUCCCUCGCUACUCCACGGGAACCUCUUAUACUCGAGACGUUCUCGAGGUCAAUUCUUUUCUUUGGAUAACGAUGUUGAGGAAGAGGUCAUUCUUGAGCCUGCAUGUUUCUACGGACACAGGGAAUACGAGCUCGGCGCGACGAGGGUGUAUGGGUUUCCACCCGCGUUCUUUGAAGAACAUCACAAUCACUCGCCCAGGAAUGAUCCCAAGGAGGGCUGGCACUGGAGAGUGCUGCUCUACGAAUUAUAUCACCGUCUCGUUGUUUACGCCACGCAGGGACCUGGCUAUCGCGAUCCAGCCAUGUCCAUUAUGAGAAUGCUCCUAAUCAAGUUUAGCACUCCUGAUUAG
Molecule: messenger RNA, 843 nt
Organism: Clonostachys rhizophaga
Lineage: Eukaryota; Fungi; Ascomycota; Sordariomycetes; Hypocreales; Bionectriaceae
Source: the annotation of a GenBank genome assembly